CGGUGUUAAAGUGACUCGGGAAACAAAAGUCUUUAUCUGCAUGAGGGGGGAUCACGUGUUGGGGACGUGGAAGGAUGUGAAGGUUCGGUUCGGUUCCGAGUGAAACUUUUGAGACUCUGAGGACGGUCGGAACCGAUGAAAGGUGAGCCAUGUGGUGGGCGGAGCCGCGAGGAGACACGCCCCUCGGGCACCAUUCUUCUCCAGAGGGCUGCAGACCGUCACUCUGAUUCCUGGAGAUGGAAUCGGUCCGGAGAUCUCCUCCGCUGUGAUGCAGAUCUUCGAUGCUGCUAAGGCGCCAAUCAGGUGGGAGGAGAGGAACGUCACGGCGAUCAAAGGACCGGGCGGCAGGUGGAUGAUCCCUCCAGACGCCAAAGAGUCCAUGGACCGGAGCAAGAUCGGCCUGAAAGGACCCCUGAAGACGCCCAUCGCGGCGGGACACCCCUCCAUGAACCUGCUGCUCAGAAAGACCUUUGACCUCUACGCCAACGUGCGGCCCUGCGUGUCCAUCGAGGGCUACAAGACGCCGUACACCGACGUGGACCUGGUCACCAUCCGGGAGAACACGGAGGGCGAGUACAGCGGCAUCGAACACGUGAUCGUUGACGGCGUCGUUCAGAGCAUCAAGCUGAUCACGGAGAACGCCAGCCGACGGAUCGCCGAGUACGCCUUCGAGUACGCCAGGAACAACCAGAGGAGCAGCGUGACGGCCGUGCACAAGGCCAACAUCAUGCGCAUGUCUGAUGGGCUGUUCCUGAGGAAAUGUCGGGAAGUGGCCGAGAACUACAAGGACAUCAAGUUCACCGAGAUGUACCUGGACACCGUGUGCCUUAAUAUGGUUCAGGACCCCACACAGUUUGACAUCCUGGUCAUGCCAAACCUGUACGGAGACAUCCUGAGCGACCUGUGUGCCGGUCUGAUCGGGGGUCUUGGCGUGACUCCCAGCGGAAACAUCGGCGCCAAUGGAGUGGCCAUCUUUGAAUCGGUGCAUGGCACCGCCCCCGACAUCGCCGGGAUGGACCUGGCCAACCCCACGGCGCUGCUGCUCAGCGCUGUCAUGAUGCUGCGCCACAUGGGCCUCCACGACCACGGGAACAAGAUCCAGACGGCCUGCUUCGACACCAUCCGAGACAAGAAAGUGCUGACGAAGGACCUCGGCGGGAACUCCAAGUGCUCCGAGUUCACGGCUGACAUCUGCCGCCGCAUCCAGGACCUGGAUUGAGGGCGGGGCCUGUCCCGCCGCCACCUCCUGACCAUUCUUCUGCGCAGCUUCAGCCGUGUCGGCCAUCUUUUCUCACACGCCAGAGGAGGCGGAGCUUCGUGUCCUGUCCAGCUGAUCAUGAAUGUGAUGUCAUCAGAGGAGAGCCGAGGCGCCGUCAUCCGUGUCCUAAUCGGCUUCAGUGUUUUGUUUGUUUGAUUUCUGUGAUGGCCUUUGACCUCAGCGGGGUGCACUUAUUUAUUGUUUCUGCUUCCUGUCUGCAGAUUCACAAAUAUAUCUUCUACCACCAGA
Molecule: messenger RNA, 1507 nt
Organism: Oryzias melastigma (Indian medaka)
Lineage: Eukaryota; Metazoa; Chordata; Actinopteri; Beloniformes; Adrianichthyidae
Gene: idh3a
Product: isocitrate dehydrogenase (NAD(+)) 3 catalytic subunit alpha
Exons: 11
Coding region: 269-1219 (316 amino acids)
Biological process (GO): tricarboxylic acid cycle; isocitrate metabolic process
Cellular component (GO): mitochondrion
Molecular function (GO): magnesium ion binding; NAD binding; isocitrate dehydrogenase (NAD+) activity
Source: RefSeq, a predicted model, not a curated record